AGAGAGCCUAGCACCCCAAGUCAUAUUAAACACAGAGAGAGAGACUGAGAGAGAGAGAUGUUUGCAGCAGAGAAUGGGCUGAAGGGAGACCCUAGACUUGAGGGCAUCUCCAAAGCUAUUAGAGUCAUCCCUCACUUCCCAAAACCUGGAAUAAUGUUCCAAGACAUCACCACUUUGCUGCUGAACCACAAAGCCUUCCAGGACACUGUUGACAUCUUCGUUGAUAGAUACAGGGACAUGGGCAUCUCUGUUGUUGCCGGAAUUGAAGCUAGAGGAUUCUUUUUUGGCCCUGCUAUCGCCUUGGCUAUCGGUGCAAAGUUUGUUCCAUUACGUAAACCUAGAAAAUUGCCGGGUGAAGUGAUUUCGGAAGCUUAUGUGCUUGAGUAUGGUACUGAUUGUCUAGAGAUGCAUGUUGGUGCUGUGCAGCCCGGGGAACGAGCAGUGAUAAUUGAUGAUCUAGUAGCCACUGGUGGCACUCUCUCUGCUGCAAUAAGACUAUUAGAACGUAUGAAGGCCAAGGUUGUCGAAUGUGCAUGUGUUAUUGGGUUGCCUGAGGUGAAGGGACAGCAGAGACUGAACGGAACGCCGCUUUAUAGUCUUGUGGAGCCACGGGAAAUCGAACAUUGUUGUUAAGGUGUGCUCAUGCUGAAUUCUUUGUAGAAAAGCCGAUGUUUGGGGUAAAAAUUCCUGCUCUUUCGCCCUCCCGAGUGACCGAGUCACUGAAUUCUGCUAGCUGUCUUGUUAUUCUUUCUGCUUCCCCCGGGCUUUAUGUUCCAUUCCAAAUGCGACCAGCCCAGCCAUGGUUGAAAUGGUGUUGUAAUGUUAGUCAGUCAAUCAUAAAUGACACGCCAAAACUUGCCCGGUACAGCAAGCUGUACAGAUUUCUGUGUGCUUACUUCGUAGCCCUACCCGACAAUCCUCAGAAGCCCUGGCAUUGGCUGGUGGAUUAGAAGUUAGAACAGAGCAUACUUGAAUAUGAGGUUGAAUGGGUCCUUUUCAUGUUGAAGUUUCCUUGCAGCUUCUCCAAAUACUGUGCUUGCUUUGCAUAAUUGUACCUUAUGCAUAUUGUGUGUGGCUUAUCAUCAUCAUAUCUGAUUCUUCUGAGA
Messenger RNA from Diospyros lotus (date-plum), 1106 nucleotides. RefSeq names its product adenine phosphoribosyltransferase 5-like. The transcript is spliced from 7 exons. Gene Ontology annotation, molecular function: adenine phosphoribosyltransferase activity. Gene Ontology annotation, cellular component: cytosol; cytoplasm. NCBI's taxonomy places the organism in Eukaryota, Viridiplantae, Streptophyta, Magnoliopsida, Ericales, Ebenaceae. Gene Ontology annotation, biological process: adenine salvage. The record is from RefSeq and is a predicted model, not a curated record. The coding region runs from base 58 to 633 and encodes 191 amino acids.